Cynoglossus semilaevis (tongue sole) is the source of this 2702-nucleotide messenger RNA. RefSeq names its product translocase of outer mitochondrial membrane 40 homolog, like (gene tomm40l). The record is from RefSeq and is a predicted model, not a curated record. Gene Ontology annotation, molecular function: transmembrane protein transporter activity. NCBI's taxonomy places the organism in Eukaryota, Metazoa, Chordata, Actinopteri, Pleuronectiformes, Cynoglossidae. Gene Ontology annotation, cellular component: mitochondrial outer membrane. The coding region runs from base 256 to 1476 and encodes 406 amino acids. Gene Ontology annotation, biological process: protein import into mitochondrial matrix. The transcript is spliced from 10 exons.
UGACACCUCUAGGUCAGGUGUAGGACUACAUUUUGAUGAGUUUCAGACUAAAACGCCGGUUUAUAGUUGCCCGAAAUGUUUAGUUUUAUUUUUUAAAACACGACAUUUAAAUUUUGUGAAAUGGUUUCGAAUGAAAUAACGACUGUGACAAGCCAAUAAUCUUUCUAAAUCUAUUUGACCUUGAUGGUAAUUCUCCUCCUGUGUGACAAGUUAAGACAAGCUUCCUUCUCCUCCACCAAUCACUGAGCUGGACAAAUGAAAUCCUGCAUAUUUACCGGUGACGUCACGUACAAAGACCCAUGCCGGCUCCGUCUCUGCCAAUCACUUUUGAGGAACCUGUACAGCGGAAAAUGGGUGGAACUCGUCCGUCAUCACGUGUCAUUCGACUUCUUCUACGGUGGAAUACAGUUUAACUUCCGGCAGCAUCGUCCUCUGAAAAUUACAACCAUGGGCGGUGUCCUGGCUGCCAGUUCUCCCAACCCUCCUCCACCCGUCACCAGCGGUGCUGCUCCUGCACCUGGUUUGACGGUGCCACCGGGUUUCGGGAUGCCCCCUGUGUCUCCAGUCAUACCAUCAACAGGAGCGGACCCUGGGCAGCAGCAGGAGGCAAGAACCCAUCUGCCCAACCCUGGAGCGUUUGACGAGUGUCACCGCAAAUGCAAAGAGGUUUUUCCAAUUCAGAUGGAAGGUGUCAGGUUAACUGUCAACAAAGGCCUCAGCAACCACUUCCAGGUGAAUCACACCUUGAUGCUGAGCACCAUGGACGACUCCAGCUACAGGUUUGGAACCACGUACGUGGGGUCCAAGCAGAUGGGUCCAGCAGAGUUUUUUCCAGUUAUGGUUGGAGACAUGGACAACAGCGGCAGCCUGAACGCUCAGAUCAUCCAUCAGAUCAGCAGCAGGAUACGAUCCAAAUUCGCCUUCCAGACGCAGCAGCAGAAGUUUGUGAACUGGCAGGGUGACGCCGAGUUCAGGGGCGAAGAUUUCACCGCAACGGUCACAUUUGGAAACCCAGACGUCCUCGUUGGCUCUGGGAUCAUAGUAUCUCACUACCUCCAGUCCAUAACGCCCUCCCUGGCUCUGGGCGGAGAGCUGGUCUACCACCGACGGCCGGGGGAGGAGGGAGCGGUCAUGUCUCUAGUCGGCAAAUACACAGGCAGUAACUACAUCGCCACGUUGACGAUGGGCUCCGCCGGCGCUCACGCCUCGUACUACCACAAAGCUAACGACCAGCUCCAGGUCGGUGUUGAGUACGAAGCCAGCGCUCGUAUGCAGGACACCAGCGUCUCCUUUGGUUACCUGUUAGACGUUCCCAAAGCCAAUCUACAGUUUAAAGGUUCUAUAGACAGUAACUGGGUGGUCGGUGCGAAUCUAGAGAAGAAGCUGCUGCCUCUGCCGCUGUCGUUGGUGCUGUGUUCUUUCCUCAACCACCGCAAGAACAAGUUCCAGUGCGGGUUCAGCGUCACCAUUGGUUAAAACUGAACGUUUGACGUCUUCCAAACAGACUCACAGACCUAGUAGAAGAAGAAGAAGAAGAAGAAGAAAAGAGACAGUAAUUGGACAGAAACCAGAGCAGAAGUCAUGUGCUGUACACCCCCAAAAACAAAUGACCUGAAUUUUUCUAUAACUUCACUGAACCGCAGCGGAGAAGCCGAGUCCUGUCUAAUACUAAUCUAAAUAACUAGUUAUGUUAAAGUAAUGACUAAAUUAUGGGAUGCAGAAAUAAUGUGAAUGAUCAGGAAGAUGUUGACUGUCGAUGCUGGGUUCAAACCUGCAGAAAUAUGUAACCAAUACUGUUUUGUUUUUGUUUUGUUUUUUUGUUUUUGGUACCUUCUAGAGGUUUAGGUUUUUUUUUUGUUUUUGGUACAUUCGAGAGGUUUAGUUUUUUUUUACUGUAAAAUGUGUCGAUGUGCAGUGAAUGGAAUCAUUAACUUGGUUGGACUUGAUUAUAAAUGAGUUUGUCAGCUGUCUGAAAAACAAACAUGUCACACUCACAUCUCUGCUCAGUCACCCCGGACCAUCUGUUCCUACCUGAUCCAGCAGAGGGUGCUGUUAGCAUAGCCCACCUUGUGUCCUCCAUUUGCCCUUGAGUAAAAGAAGACAAUUUCCUCAUCACACCGAAUACUCCAGUUUGCAUCUGUACAGUUACUUAAACCCCUUGUAAUGCCUUUGUGCCUGCGCACGUUGCUAAUCUUAUUGUGCAUCGCUAACGCAGAAACCUGAGCAGAAGAGUUUGUUGUUUUGAUGCUAGCAGGCAAGUACAGUUCACCCUGAUGUAGGAAUAUCGUUUGGACCAAGAGUUCUGCAGAACCCAGAAUUCGUCACUCUGUCGUCGUAAGAGAAGUUAGACGACUAGCUAGUUUGUUUUACUGUUAGCAAGCAAGUCCUGCAUGGAUCAAUGGGACACCGAGGGGUUAAAAACACUGGAUUUAAUUUUUUUAGUGUUCUAUAUAACCCAAAAUUAACUUUUUUUUUAUUAUUGAUGCCUUUGUGCCUGCACCAGAGGGAAAUCUCAUUACUUUAUCAUUUGUUUCUGGGAGUCAAUGUCUGAAUGGAACAUAGGUGGCGCUCUCUCCAUAAUGCACCCAUCAUCCUGUUGUCUAAACGUUAUGUACAUUAGGAACAGUACGUGCGACCUGUGUAUAUACAGUACAACUACAGUAAAUAUUUACCUCUGAAAAUAAUAAAUACCAUUUCUUAUG